This is a messenger RNA of Tilletiaria anomala UBC 951, 416 nucleotides long. Its product is annotated as putative nadh-ubiquinone oxidoreductase 10.5 kda subunit. The transcript is spliced from 3 exons. The coding region runs from base 70 to 363 and encodes 97 amino acids. The record is from RefSeq and is a predicted model, not a curated record. NCBI's taxonomy places the organism in Eukaryota, Fungi, Basidiomycota, Exobasidiomycetes, Georgefischeriales, Tilletiariaceae.
CACGAUCCCUCUUCCUCAUUCAGCAAGCAGCAUUCACGGACGCAAGACAUAUAAGACAAACAAGCCAACAUGGCCUCAAAAGCAGUCACGAAGGCCCUGCCGCAGGCCCUCAAAGAGGUGCGGCUGCACCUCUGCCAGUCCGGACCCAGGUCGGCCGGGUUGAGGCAAUACAUCCAAUCGAACUACAGCUUGCUUAAGUCCUCUAAUCCAGACCUUCCCAUCCUGAUCCGGGAAGCAAGCGGGACACCAGCGCGAGCAUUCGCGAGAUUCGAUCGAGGGGUCGAGAAGUCUGUCGAGCUCGAAGGGGCGAGCGCUUCGGAUGUCGAAAAGAAGCUGUCGGAUCUGCUAACAGGCAGCGCAUAAGAGAAACGCUUGUAGCACAUGUCUCAACGUAAACAUUGCGAGGAUCUGACAAG